AUGUCUGAAUUAAAAAUGUCUGAUUCAAUUGAUUCAGUAGACUUAAAAGUUCGAUUAAAUAAAUAUGGAUACAAGUAUAAAUUUAUUAAAUUAUCAGAACUGGUAGCUGACAAAAGAUAUGAAGUUACUGCUUUUGAACUUGUUAUUAUUAAUGGGUGGGAUAAAGUAUCUGUUGUAUUGGAUAAUAAAUAUAAGCUCAUUUUACCAGAUAGAUUUUUUAAGACUUUUUCUGAAAAUAUAUAUGAAAUGAAUGAUAAAGAGUGGUCUACACUUUACCUUUAUUACAGGUAUAAAAAAAAUACUUGA
Molecule: messenger RNA, 306 nt
Organism: Macrosiphum euphorbiae (potato aphid)
Lineage: Eukaryota; Metazoa; Arthropoda; Insecta; Hemiptera; Aphididae
Source: the annotation of a GenBank genome assembly